AUGGCAACUGAGAGUCAACAAGUCGGCGGAAGGAUCGAUCCUAAGGCGUUCAAUGCUGCAGUUACAGUUGCAGUAAUGCAUUCAAGGAUCCAUCAACUACUCUGUCGAACAACUGAGAGACCCAGCCUUAGAGAAGUUCUACCCAGAGAAGUUCUCAGUAGUAUUACACCCGAUGGGGAAAAUACUCUUCUUCAUUUGGCUGCUAGUGUAGGAAAUCUUAAAUUCGUUGAAGAGCUUUUGAAACUCAAUCCUCCGCUUGUGAAUGCUAUCAAUGCCGAACAGGAUACACCGCUGCACUUGGCUGCUCAGGGAGGUUUCUCCGAUGUCGUGAACGCUCUACUAGAAUCAAAAGAUAGUGGUGUGGAUGUCCGCAACAAGCGCAAGGAGACGGCUCUCUUCAAAGCUUACGAAAGCGGUAAUUUAGAGACAGUGGAGGCACUAUUUAAGGCAUAUCCACCGAGUCUACUCAAAAGGACCGCAGAUAAGAGAACCUGUUUAACUGUUGCAGUAAACAGAGGAGAUUCAGGUAAUUGGCUGUAG
Messenger RNA from Cryptomeria japonica (Japanese cedar), 540 nucleotides. RefSeq names its product ankyrin repeat-containing protein ITN1-like. The coding region runs from base 1 to 540 and encodes 179 amino acids. The transcript has a single exon. The record is from RefSeq and is a predicted model, not a curated record. Gene Ontology annotation, molecular function: protein binding. NCBI's taxonomy places the organism in Eukaryota, Viridiplantae, Streptophyta, Pinopsida, Cupressales, Cupressaceae.